Molecule: messenger RNA, 972 nt
Organism: Perkinsus marinus ATCC 50983
Lineage: Eukaryota; Perkinsozoa; Perkinsida; Perkinsidae
Product: Ovarian-specific serine/threonine-protein kinase Lok, putative
Exons: 5
Coding region: 1-972 (323 amino acids)
Biological process (GO): intracellular signal transduction; protein phosphorylation
Cellular component (GO): cytoplasm
Molecular function (GO): protein serine/threonine kinase activity; ATP binding
Source: RefSeq, a predicted model, not a curated record
AUGUUCUUUGAUGAAGAUGAUCUCCCUAACCUAAGCCCUAGUAGCCUCACGCUGUAUAUCAAGAAAAAUGGUUACGAGAUGGAAGGUAUCAGAAUCGAACUUCCUACGACGGCGACCAUGCAGGAAUUGUUCGAUAAAGCACAAGAAUGCCUGGGCUUGGACUUGCCGGUCGAACGCGUAUUCUUCAGCAACGGGUUCGAAGUAUCAGAAAUGAGUCAUAUAGAACAGAAUGAGGUGCUCUAUGUGAGUACAGGUGGGAAUUUCAGAUCACCCACACGAAACCCGUUGUCUCGGAAUGUGGCCAACUACAUACUUGGUGAAACUCUGGGUGAAGGCGGCUAUGGUGAAGUCGUGAAGGCUGUUGACUCAACCACGAAAGAGGAGUUCGCUAUGAAAUUAGUGAAGAAAUCUAGCUUCAGCAGGUUUGAAGACAUACAGCGAGUCUACACUGAGAUCGACACGUUGCGAGCUCUUCGUCAUCCUAACGUCAUCCGCAUGGUCGACGUUGUGGAUCAUCCAGAGUAUAUCUGCUUCGUGAUGGAGCUGGCAAGCGGAGGAGAGUUGCGACGGUUCGUUGAAAGGCAUGGCCCUCUUGAUGAGAACAUCUCCCGGCAUAUAUUCAAUCAAAUAGCGAAAGCAGUUCACUACUGUCAUUCGAAACGGGUCGUCCAUAGAGACCUCAAGCUGGAGAAUAUCCUCAUGGAUGAGCACAACUGCUGCAAGAUAGUUGACUUCGGUCUAGCCGACUUCGCUGUGAUCCCCGAGAUAAUGGUCACAGAUGCUGGCACUGAGGCGUACUUGGCGCCUGAGGUCUAUAGAGGGGAGAGUGUGGGGAACGACCCCUUCAAGAUCGACGUGUGGUCCCUUGGCGUCAUCCUUUAUGCCCUGACUCACGGCAAACUACCAUUCGAACGCCCUGCGAAGGAGGUCUGCGAGAGACUCGAGCGAGAGGAUGCUCACGCCCAAGGUUAG